AUGGCCACCGAAACCUCAAACACAACGGAGCAAGAGCGAGCUGCGUACCUCCUGGACGCACAGACCAAAGCGGUCAAGCUAUUUGAGGAGAUCGAGAAAUCUGUAGUCCGGCCCGGCAUCAGUGAAAAAGAACUCAGCGAUGAGAUCCAUGAUCUCGGUGCGAAGCGCUACGAUGUAAAAAGCCAUUGGCAUAAGCGCGUUAUCAGAAGCGGACCAAAUACCUUGUUUCCUUAUGCCGAAAACCCUCCUGAUCGCGUCCUUCAACCCGACGACAUCCUUUUCGUGGAUCUAGGCCCAGUGUUCGAAGCCUGGGAAGCCGAUUUUGGUCGUACGUUUGUGCUAGGAGAUGAUCCGAUCAAGGAGAAGCUGCGCGACACACUAGAGCCGCUGUGGAAGCAGGUCAAGUCGCGUUUCGACAGCAACCCGAACAUCACAGGCGAGGAACUGUAUCAAAUCGCCUGCGAUCUCGCCCAGGAGGCCGGUUAUGAGUUCGGCGGGUCCCAUUCAGGGCACCUUGUUGGCCAAUUCCCACACGAGCGCAUCCCGGGAGAUAAAGUCGAAUACUACAUCACCACGGGCAGUCAGAAGCCGAUGAGGCGCACGGGCAAGGAUGGUCAGCUAUUGCAUUGGAUCCUAGAAAUCCAUCUUGUGGAUCGUGCCCGCCAGAUUGGUGGAUUUUAUGAGCAGCUCUUGACGGUUGAUUGA
Fonsecaea multimorphosa CBS 102226 is the source of this 705-nucleotide messenger RNA. RefSeq lists its product as uncharacterized. Lineage: Eukaryota; Fungi; Ascomycota; Eurotiomycetes; Chaetothyriales; Herpotrichiellaceae. The coding region runs from base 1 to 705 and encodes 234 amino acids. The transcript has a single exon. The record is from RefSeq and is a predicted model, not a curated record.